Molecule: messenger RNA, 2310 nt
Organism: Lactuca virosa
Lineage: Eukaryota; Viridiplantae; Streptophyta; Magnoliopsida; Asterales; Asteraceae
Source: the annotation of a GenBank genome assembly
AUGGCUGUGCUCAUCUGUACACUUUUCCUCUUCCUUUUCGCCGCUGGCGAAGCCGUAUCCACAGAUCCGACGCUGAAAACUUACAUUUUCCGAGUAGAUGGCGAAUCAAAGCCGUCGAUCUUUCCCACUCAUUACCACUGGUACACUUCUGAGUUCACUGAAUCCACCAGUAUCCUUCAUGUAUACGACACAGUUUUCAAAGGCUUCUCUGCGUCUGUCACUUCCUCACAAGCUUCCGCCUUGGAAAAGCAUCCGUCUGUGUUAGCGGUGUUUGAAGACCGCCGCCGUCAGCUUCAUACUACUCGGUCGCCGCAGUUCGUUGGGCUGAGGAACCAGAGAGGUUUGUGGUCUGAAUCGGAUUACGGUUCAGAUGUUAUUAUUGGCGUAUUUGAUACAGGAAUUUGGCCUGAGAGAAGGAGUUUCACCGAUCUGAACCUCGGACCUGUUCCGAAGCGGUGGAAAGGCGUUUGCCAGACCGGAGUGAAAUUCACGGCGAGGAAUUGUAAUAGGAAGAUUGUUGGAGCUCGAUUCUUCGCUAAAGGACAUGAAGCUUCUGGUGGAUUUGGAGGUAUUGGAUUCGGUGGCACGAUUAACGAUACAGUUGAGUUUCGGUCUCCGAGAGACGCCGAUGGCCACGGUACUCAUACGGCGUCCACAGCCGCCGGUAGGUACGUUUUUAAAGCUAGUAUGGCUGGAUACGCUUCUGGAAUAGCUAAAGGUGUUGCUCCGAAAGCUAGAUUGGCGAUUUAUAAAGUUUGCUGGAAAAGCGCUGGUUGUUUCGAUUCAGAUAUCCUUGCAGCCUUUGACGCUGCCGUUAACGACGGUGUAGAUGUUAUUUCUAUUUCUAUCGGAGGCGGCGACGGCAUUUCUUCACCGUAUUAUCUCGAUCCAAUUGCAAUUGGAGCUUACGGCGCUGUUUCGAGAGGUGUUUUCGUAUCCUCCUCCGCCGGAAACGACGGCCCUAACGGAAUGUCGGUCACUAACCUAGCCCCGUGGCUCACUACCGUCGGAGCAGGCACAAUUGACAGAAAUUUCCCGGCGGAAGUUAUCCUCGGCGACGGAAGAAAGCUCGCAGGUGUAUCGUUAUACGCUGGUCCCUCAUUCAGCGGAAAAAAAUAUCCCCUAAUUUAUCCCGGAAAAUCAGGAAUUCUAUCUGCAUCAUUGUGUAUGGAAAAUGCAUUGGAUCCAAACCUCGUCAGGGGUAAAAUUGUAAUUUGCGAUAGAGGCAGUAGUCCGAGGGUGGCCAAGGGGUUGGUGGUGAAGAAAGCCGGCGGUGUCGGAAUGAUUCUCUCCAAUGGAGUUUCCAACGGUGAAGGACUCGUCGGCGACGCUCAUCUCAUCCCGGCGUGCUCCGUCGGUUCCGACGAAGGAGACGAAAUUAAAGCUUACGCCGCCACCGGCCGCGCAACCGCUACAAUCAAUUUCCAAGGAACAGUUAUCGGAAUUAGGCCAGCGCCGGUGGUGGCCUCCUUUUCCGGUAGAGGACCCAACGGAAUGAACCCCGAGAUUCUAAAACCUGAUUUAAUUGCUCCGGGAGUAAACAUCUUAGCUGCUUGGACCGACGCCGUGGGUCCGACGGGGUUAGAUUCCGAUGAUCGGAAAAUGGAGUUCAAUAUCCUGUCAGGAACUUCAAUGUCUUGUCCUCACGUGAGCGGCGCCGCCGCUCUUCUAAAAUCCGCCCACCCAGACUGGUCACCAGCGGCAAUAAAAUCCGCCAUCAUGACCACCGCAAGCACCGUCAACAAACAGCUCCAACCCAUGACAGACGAAUCCACCGGCAACGCAACAACACCUUAUGAUUUCGGCGCCGGUCAUCUAAACCUCGACCUCGCCAUGGAUCCAGGUCUAGUUUACGAUCUCACCAAUCAAGAUUACGUAAGCUUCCUAUGCUCAAUCGGCUACGGUGCAAAGACAAUCCAGGUGAUCACUCGAUCUCCGGCGGCUUGUCCGAUGAGAAGAAAACCAGUCCCGGAAAACUUAAACUACCCAUCAAUCGCCGCCUUGUUUUCCACCGGGAAAAAGGGGGUUUUGAGGAAGACAUUGAUUCGAAGAGUGAAGAACGUUGGUGAUGUGAAUUCAGUUUACAAUGUGAAGGUGGAGGCGCCGAAGGGUGUCUCGGUGGCUGUGAGGCCGGGAAAGUUGGUGUUUUCCGAUAAGGUUAGGGAGUUGAGUUACUACGUGACGGUGAAAAUGGACGGGAGUAGUGUAAUGAUGGGUGAUUCCGGUGCUGUAUUUGGGUCACUUUCGUGGGUUGAUGGAAAGCAUGUGGUUCGAAGCCCUAUUGUGGUGACACAAUUAGACCCAAUGUGA